CAGUUUGACAUACUACGCAUUCCGAUCGGUCACCUCCGUGAAGAUUUUAAGCCGUAUACGUUUGCUUAUUUCGUUUAUUGGUAACAUAUUUGUUGGUAAAUAUAAAUUUUCUUCAUACGGAAAACCGAAGAUGAUGAAAAAUCGAUUUGGAAAAUCCGGAAAGCACCGAAAAUUAACUGAUGAUUGGUCAGGAAAUAAGGAGCCAUUAUUAGAUGGAGUUACAUUCACUGUUAAAUAUCUUGGUAUGUGUUCCAUUGAUCUACCGAAUGACGAGGCAGCCACUGCAGAAGCAGUCAAACAAAUUGUUGCACAGAGUAAAGCGCAACCAUACAAAGUUCAAAAAGUGUCCUUAACAGUCUCACCAAAAGGUAUUAAACAGGUUGACCUGGCUACUAAAGAAGAAAUUGAUGAAGUCCCUAUAUUUAGAAUUUCCUACUGUACAGCUGAUAAAAAUCAUGAUAAAGUAUUUGGGUACAUCACAAAAAAUGUAGACACAGAUGGUUUAGAGUGUCAUGCUUUUCAGUGUGUGAAACGAAAACAGGCAGAAGAGUUAACUUUAUCAGUAGCACGGUCAUUUAACAUAGCAUUUGAAUGCUGGGAUGACUCAAAUGAACAAGAAGAUCUAGCGCCAUAUGAAACAGGGUCACCCAAUAAAAUGUCAGCACCACAAGCAAUACCUGGUAUCAAUAAUACAAACACACAUACAUCAUCAACCAAGUCAUCUCCAUCGUUGUCGCCAUCACCAUCACCAUCACCGUCUCCAUCACCACAGAAUACAAGCCCAAUGAAAAAAGGUUCACCAUUUUCAUUAAGUCCUCCACCAAAAAAUCCAAGACAUCCAAAAGUUUCAUCAUCAGCACCAUCAUCAUCCCAUAUGAUUGACAGACAUCAUAAUAACAAUGUACGUGUUGCUAAAUUAUUAGAUGUAGUAGCGACGGAUCAUACUACAACACAGUCGCAGAGUGAUAGCGUUGAUGCCGCUUCUCAGCUCAUGGCCAAAUGGGGUAUUGAUGACAGUAAUCUUGAUGAUAGUUUCUCAAAACUUGCUCAGACAAGGUCCAAUCCUGGAUUACUUGAGACGAAUGUGAAAAGUAAUGGUUUCAAUAGGACCAAUAAUUCGUCCAGUGGAAACUCAUCUGGAAACGCAUCAAAUGAAGAACUAUUAUGUCUAUAAGCGAGUACCGUAUUUGUCUUCAAUUAGGCGCCACUUUGUUACACUUUCAUGUCAUGGUGGCGCUUAUUUGUGGUUAAAUUUGAGCAACUUUGUUUCAAAUGGCGCUUAUUUCAAGCACUUCAAGUUCUAGUACCGGUAAUUGUGUUCCAA
Messenger RNA from Saccoglossus kowalevskii, 1324 nucleotides. RefSeq names its product low density lipoprotein receptor adapter protein 1-like. Lineage: Eukaryota; Metazoa; Hemichordata; Enteropneusta; Harrimaniidae. The record is from RefSeq and is a predicted model, not a curated record.